GGAAAACUCGACAACCUCGAAACUCCCAAAGUGGGAUACAUACAUCUACGUACUGCAACUGAGAGCUGGGAAUUCAGAUAGUGACUAUGACAGGAUGGUAGAGAGCCCAGGGAGCCUGCAAGAGCUGGUAGUGGAAUUCAUUGCCAGCCAUGUUAAGGAAGUGUGUACCUCACGCUUUUCACUCAGUGAUGACACCAACAGGCUAUACUUCAGGGAUUCCAAUGCAUUUUGUCAUCAAAAAGUGGCAAACCAUCUCCUUAUGACGCUGGACAGAAAAGGUUUGCUAAAUGAUUUAAAUAUGACUUUAUUUGAUCCUGUGGUACUACGGUUAAGUCAGGUGACUCUGCACCAUGCAAAUAAUGUGACUUAUAAAGGACUAAAAAUUCUCAGAAGUCAUCAGAUACAGUCAGUGGAGGUGAAGAACCUGUCCACAGUGUCGGUGAAUGAGCUCAUUAGUUGCUUUGGCGAGUGGACGCUGAAUAAUAUACAGGCGUUGAGUAUUAGUGGUUCAUCGUUUACAUCUCAUAUGCCACAUGCAAAUUGUAAGGAUCCUUUGUUCUCUACGAAAUUGUAUGUUGGACUUUGCAAGUUAAAAAAUUUGCAUGUUCUAAACCUAAGUGGAACUGAACUAGCUUCUCAUGCACUUUUAAAUGUGUGUUAUAACCUUCAUAUGUUAUCAUCACUAGACAUUUCCAAUUGUACUAAAUUAGAGUCGGUGGAGUGCUUAAUAUUACGGAAAAACACUCUGAAAUCACUGAACAUGUAUAACCUUAAAGUACUACGGAUGCAAGAGACAAGACAAGUGUUGCUCGAACUCAAAGAACUUGUCCACCUUGACAUCAGCGAGAAUAAGAGUAAUCAGGAUCCAAUAGGCCGACUGAUGCCGAUGUUUCCCAUAGUUCCGAGCUUGCUCAGGGAUCGACAGUUUGGUCCAAAUCUACGCUCUCUGGACAUCUCUGGCCAGGACCAAACUAAACUGGAAGACCUUCACUUCUUCCUUAAGAAUCAUUCAAAAAUUGAAUUCCUGGGGCUUAUGCUGACAUCUCUCUGCCUAGACACGCUGUUCCUUGAUGACUACAAUAUUACGGUGACAGGUGUUGCCCGUGCAAAUCAACUGGUGGAAGCACUCAGAAGAUAUCCAUCAAGAAUGGAAUAUGUUCCCAAAAUAUUGUAUAAAAUUUUUAUGUUAACUACACAUUUUGAAGUUCCAAGACCAGAUGUGAUCAAGUGUGUUUACAUGCGCAAGUUGCUGAGUUUGGUGAAGAGGAGGAUGGAGGAAGGGGCGGUGGACAUCACUCUCAAGUUCACUCUCUCUGCUUUAUGGAACCUAACUGAUGAGUCACCAGUAACGUGUGAGGUGUUCCUGGCUGAGAAAGGACUGCACUUGUUUCUUCAGCUUCUAAAUGUGUUUGCCCAAGAUGCAGCUGUUGAGACAAAGGUUCUUGGGCUCCUGAACAACAUUGCAGAAGUGUCUCCUCUUAGAAGUGCCCUCAUCAAUAUACACUUUGUAAAUCAACUAAAGGAAGAGUCGUGAUAAGCUGGGAGCAACCCAAGGAAGAAAUGGUCGCCUACCGCUCUUUCCAGCCUUUCAUACCACUACUGACAGCCCUCAACAUGCACCAGGUUCAGCUGUGGGCGGUGUGGGCUUUACAUCAUGUAACAACCAAAAAUAGCAAACGUUACUGUCACAUGUUGGUGCGCGAGGGAGUGGACGACGUCCUGAGGAAGUUGGUAGCAUUGCCCGCCUCUAAUGCCUCGGUGCGGGAGCUGGCAGGGAAGGUGGUGGACGUGCUGCAGGAGAACGGCUAUACCAAGGAAUUAUAAUAUACGGACUUAUGUAUGAAUGUAAUAUGUUAGUGUGUAGCAUCUCUUCUUAUUUUACCUUCAAGGUAUUUCUGCCAAGUAUAUACUCCCUAUCAACAGAUAAAGAUAUUCCUAUGCUGAAAUAAAGGACUAACCAAAA
Molecule: messenger RNA, 1963 nt
Organism: Homarus americanus (American lobster)
Lineage: Eukaryota; Metazoa; Arthropoda; Malacostraca; Decapoda; Nephropidae
Product: protein zyg-11 homolog B-like
Cellular component (GO): Cul2-RING ubiquitin ligase complex
Source: RefSeq, a predicted model, not a curated record